Messenger RNA from Saprolegnia parasitica CBS 223.65, 1533 nucleotides. RefSeq lists its product as hypothetical. The transcript has 3 exons. Bases 1 to 1533 code for a protein of 510 amino acids. Lineage: Eukaryota; Oomycota; Saprolegniomycetes; Saprolegniales; Saprolegniaceae. Gene Ontology annotation, molecular function: ferric iron binding; acid phosphatase activity; ferrous iron binding. The record is from RefSeq and is a predicted model, not a curated record.
AUGCACGAGGCGCACGAAGCGACCCGCGCGCUCUUGUCGCCGACCACGCAUCGCCACCAUCCGCUCUCGCGACCAGUCGUCCGCGGGACGAUCGCCAUUUGCGCGCUCGUGCUCGCGCUUCUCGUCUGGACAGCAUACCCGACAUUGCCACACAGCGCGAUGCCGAUUCCCGUCCUGUCCCGCGCCGACUAUGACGACCUGGACGACCCCGAGACGGCGCCAACGCUGCUGACGCUGCUGGCGCUCGGCGACUGGGGUGGGACACUUGGGAAGGAGUCGGGCGACCCCGGGUCGUGCUGCGUCAUGUACAAUGGGUCGGUCGACACGCGCUCGGACCGGUACAAGGUCGACUACUACGCGCAAUCGUACGUUGCGGACCUCCUGGCGGCGUCCGCAGCGCAGCUCGCGCCCGCCCGCAUCCUCUCGCACGGCGACAACGUGUACUGGGUCGGCGUCGGCAUGGCGAACGCAGCGUACCGCUUGGAGCAGACGUUCGAGGCGAUGUACGACCAGCCAUCGCUGCGCCACAUUCUGUGGCUAAACGUCGCGGGCAACCACGACAUUGGCGGUGCUAGCUUUAUCUGCGGCGACAAGGAGCCCUACUACGAGUGCAGAAGCGCCGACGAGCUUGUCGCGUACUUGGAUCGGCGCUUCCAAGCGCAAGCCUCGUACACGAGCCCGCACGGCGACCGAUGGGUGCUGCGUGACCACUACUACCUCGAGCGCAUCGUUCGCGACAAUAUUGUCGUCGAGGUGUACAACAUUGACACCAACAACGCCGAUAACCACGGUGGCGCGUCGGUCUGCUGCCAGUGCUACGGGUACGCGGCCAAGUACGGCUUCAACGCGGGCGAGUGCGACGCCGCCACUCGCGGCGACCGUGGCUGCGUCCUCGGGAACACUGAGAUGUUUGACGCGUGCAUGGCCCGCAUCGACAGCUGGGCCGACGACUCGUAUGCGCGCAUGUCGGCGGACCUCGCCGUCUCGGACGCGGACUUUACGCUCGUCAACACGCACUUCUCGCCGCACUACCACAUGGCGCCGGCCAAAAUGGCCCGCUGGGUCGAGCUCUGCGAGCGCUACAAGGUCUCUGCGUGGCUCAACGGGCACACGCACGGCUUCAACCACGACAUUGGCACGUGGGGGACGCACUUUUUCAUGAACGGCGGCGGCGGCGGGUACUUUACCGCCAACAACCCGAUCGUGACGACGCCGACGAUUCAAAAGUACGUUCUCCUGUCGUCAUUGGAUGGCGUCGACGAGGAGUACAUAUAUAGUCAAUGGCUCGUGGUCGGCGAGCCGUACGGUUUUCUCGAGCUCAGCUUUUCGCGCGACUGGCUCAAGGUGCAGUUUGCGACGUUUGAUGUCGACUGGCAAUUUGGUGGCUUUAACCACUCCGAGACGACCGUCGGCGGCGUCGCGCGCGGCCACUGCUGGUUCCUCCCGCGUGCCAGCGCUGGCACGUCACCUAUUGGACUUGAGUGCAAUGCGUCGUUCAAUGGACCGGUAGGUGCUCCCUUGCAGUGGCGCUAA